This is a messenger RNA of Sclerotinia borealis F-4128, 1317 nucleotides long. Lineage: Eukaryota; Fungi; Ascomycota; Leotiomycetes; Helotiales; Sclerotiniaceae. The record is from the annotation of a GenBank genome assembly.
AUGGCAGAAACGCAACGUCCAUUUAAGGUACUCAUUGUAGGGGGUUCAGUAGCAGGUCUCUCGCUAGCCAAUGCACUCGAGCGCGCUGGAAUCGACUUCGAACUAUUCGAGAAACGGGAAGUGGCGCCAGAAAUAGGCCAGUCUAUCCUGCUACUUCCUUGCACCAUUCUGGUGCACGAACAGUUAGGCAUCGACAAGCCGACUCAUGAAGCUGGAAUUCCGAUUGGGAAUCGCGAGCAUUGGGAUCACAAUGGUAAUCUAUUCUGCUGCUCAGAUGAACUAAUUCGUCUCCAGGAGGUUCAAAAACGACCUGUGUAUUUUAUAGACCGUAGAGUCUACCUCCAGAACCUAUAUAACGGUCUCAACGAAUCCUCGAAAUCGAAAGUCCAUGAUCAUGAGGGCUUGGACUCAUUUACUGAACACGAGAAUGGCGUCACGCUUAGGACCGACAAGGGCAAUGUCAUUGAGGGCAGCAUUAUAGUGGGUGCCGACGGCGUGCACAGCCGGGUGCGCCAGCAAACGGCGCAGCUGCUCAAGACUAUUGAUCCUAAGAGUUCCGAGAUCAUGGCCGCGGGAUUCAAAAAUCAGUAUCGGAUUCUGACCUGCACAUCGCGGAACUACUUUGUUGAUGAUCCAAAGAAGCCGUUUUUGAAGAAUGGUGUUGUUGCUAAUUCCUAUUACCCGGAGCAUGGUAUUGGAGGCCUCAUUGCGGCUGGAAUGGAUGGAAAGAUCUUCUGGGCUAUUUAUAUUGCCAACGAUAAGCAGACGCCUUACCCUAGCCCACGAUAUGGACAGGCCGAUAUGGACGAGGCCAUCAAAAAAUGGGGACAUCUUCACGUGACUCCCGCCUUUACUUUUAACGAUCUAUGGGCGAACCUCGUCGGCUCUACCAUGGUACCCAUGGAAGAAGGCGUCCUAGCCACGAAGUGGCACUCGGGCGGUAGAACCGUCCUAGUAGGCGAUGCCGUCCACAAAGCAGCAUCGAAUCUCGGCCUAGGCGGAAAUCUCUGCGUCGACGACGUGUGCUGUCUAGUCAACGGCCUACACACACUUCUUGAAAGCAACAAGUCGCCAAUCACAGCGGAACUUGUCAAAGUCUUUGAGAACUAUGAGCGAGCGGAGCGGCCUCGUGCUGAUUUCGUUUGUAAGGCUUCGGGAGUGUACGCUGGGUUCGAGACUAUGAGUAGGUGGUACUCUAAGCUUUUCCAAUUCAUCUUUCCAUGGAUCCCAUCGACUGUUAAGAUGCACAUCUUUUCUCGCUUCGAUACUAGUGCGCCUGUGUUGGAUUUCUUGCCUAUUCCCCAGCCUCGUGCUUAA